Messenger RNA from Drosophila nasuta, 1031 nucleotides. RefSeq names its product putative palmitoyltransferase ZDHHC24. The record is from RefSeq and is a predicted model, not a curated record. Gene Ontology annotation, molecular function: palmitoyltransferase activity. Bases 86 to 934 code for a protein of 282 amino acids. The transcript has 2 exons. NCBI's taxonomy places the organism in Eukaryota, Metazoa, Arthropoda, Insecta, Diptera, Drosophilidae.
UUCACUUUUGAAUGUAAACUCAAUAAAAGAAAAGCACUCAAAUUAUACAUAUUUCUAAAUAAAUUUCUUAAAAGUAUAAAUCGUCAUGAAGCUCCGUCGCAAUCCAUUUCCCCAAAAAACAUCCUCUCUCUUUUUAUUUCUAACUCUGACCGUAAUUGUGCCUCUUGGCUGGAUCUACGAUAUUUGCAUUGUUCUUCCGGCAAUUCAUGAACCAGGCGGACUUCCACAUACUUUUACUUGCUUACUGGCGAUCUUUCUGUUACUUAAUAUUGAGUGCAACUUUUUGGCCAGCAUGAUGACGGAUACCAGUGUUGAUUUUGAAAGCGCCGUGCCUCCUCCUGAUGGCACCGAGGAGCGUUUGGAGUGGAAGCAUUGCGACAUAUGCGAUAAGUUAGCACCUCCUAAAUCCCGACAUUGCAAAUACUGCGGUGUGUGUAUAUUGAAACGGCAUCAUCACUGCGGCUUUACAGGGUAUUGUGUGGGCCAUCAGAAUCAAAGAUACUUUUUGUGCUUUGUGUUGUACACAGUCAUUGGAUCUGUUCAUUCGUUGAUCUAUAAUGCGAUUUACAUGUGGGGACUUAAUGGAUCAGUCUAUAGCAAAAUCUAUUUCAAUUUCUGGCAAUCGAUUAUCAUGACUUGGUUUGAUUUUACAUUUUGGGAAAUUCUGCAGGUUGUUGUCUUUGGACUCAACUUCCUUUUGGUGACCAUUUCCAUAGCUAUUCUCUGUAUGAAUGCAUCUACAUUAUGGUGCAGUGAUGUCUGUUGUCACAAGGAAGUGGAAUUCAAAUACCAUGGAGUUGCUAACAAUUUGAAAAGCGUUUUUGGGCUACGCAUGCACGUCGCUUGGCUAUUUCCCUUCAUCAAUAGCCCAUUACCCGAGGAUGGUUAUAACUGGGAAAAGGUUGCACAUGGAGACUCCAGGAAAAAAAUUUAAGAUUGAUUAACAUUGAUGUCUGUAUUAAAUAUAUUAAUAUUAUUUUCAUCAGUUCACUUCAAACGCAUUCUCAAAUAAAUAAAUAAAAAGUCAAACA